AUGCGUCUAAGGACACUGCUUGCAGACCAGCCUAAGAGGCUUUUAGAUGCACUGGAUACAUGUGGAAUCAAAGCGGACGAAGACUUCCUUUUCUCCGUGUCUGCGCUCCCAGAAUUGUGGCAACGGUUACCUGCCGAUACAGUCACUUUUACUGAACUUGAACAAGUCAGAGAAAUUGUAAUAGAGUCUCUUUCGGCGGAAGGGACACCAGGAACGGACUUUCUUGAAGAAAUUGAAGCUGACAAAGAAGUCAAUCCCAAGUCCCGUUGGCCAGCUAACUGUGCUGAGUUGCGUGCAGUGCUUGAUGCAGUCAAGAACGGUAUAAUUGAAGUCUCUGGAGACAAAGGAUCCUGCAAAUCUACGCUCAUAUUGAACAUAACCCUCGAAUGCCUCCAAAGUGCGGAGAGCAGUGUCGUGCAUUGGAUUGAUACAACCGGAGAAUUUUCUGCGGAGAGAGCCUCGAGAAUUCUGAAUGGUGCUUCCCAGACGCAACGCAUGGAUGACAACGCUUCUCUUUCUAUCUCAUCCGCCCUCGACAGGUUGCAUGUGUCUCUCGCAUUCAACGCAGAAGAUGCACAUGCUGUUUUAGGCUCGAUUAGCUCAGGAGUUUCGUCAUAUGGAAGUACAGGGCAACCGAACGAUGUUCGUCUCAUCGUUAUAGAUCCAAUUACACCUCUGUUCUCUCCGCGACUAAGUUCAGGAUCAUGUGAAGGUGAAGCGGAGGUCAGUUUCUCCGUACCCGAGACUGACGAGCUCUCCGUCCGCUGUUUCAGGCCCGGCCAUGAUGGUGGCAUUCAUGAGGGACCUGCAAGAUCUAACGACGAAGCUCGGAGCUAUCGCCUUGUUAAUGUCCGCUCGAGCGUUCAGGUCGUAAAUAAUGCGUCUACCACUUUACCCGCUAGCUCCGCGUCAACCGUUCCGACAGUCAAGCUUAAGCCAUCUUUGGGCACAACCAUGACCUUCCUCACGGACACGACACUUUGGCUCUCACCUGCACGCGACGUGUUCCCCGGCAGUUUGGAAGGCGAAACGACGCAUAAUCAAGCUUCGCGUCGUACUUCUGAUAAAGAGAAUUUAGACAAUGCAUAUAUUGCGGAGGUUAUUCGGUCAAGAUCUGUAGGUAUUUCCAACACAACAUAA
This is a messenger RNA of Fomitiporia mediterranea MF3/22, 1140 nucleotides long. RefSeq lists its product as uncharacterized. NCBI's taxonomy places the organism in Eukaryota, Fungi, Basidiomycota, Agaricomycetes, Hymenochaetales, Hymenochaetaceae. Bases 1 to 1140 code for a protein of 379 amino acids. The transcript is spliced from 5 exons. Gene Ontology annotation, cellular component: replication fork; Rad51B-Rad51C-Rad51D-XRCC2 complex; centrosome. Gene Ontology annotation, molecular function: single-stranded DNA binding; ATP-dependent activity, acting on DNA; four-way junction DNA binding. The record is from RefSeq and is a predicted model, not a curated record. Gene Ontology annotation, biological process: reciprocal meiotic recombination; DNA strand invasion; double-strand break repair via homologous recombination.